AAGCGCGAGCCAUGCCAUGGCGCGCAGUGGACAGUUGAAAUCAUCAGAUCAGACCGCUUUCCUCUUCUGCAUUAAAAACGAAAACUAACCCCCAAUGAGAAAUGAAAGAGAUAGGUGGAGAUGUGGGUUAUAGUAUUUUAGUGACAGCCAUGAAAUAUCGCACAUUGGUCCCCAUUUGCUCAGCAAAAUUUGUUUCCCUUCAUUUUCGUUAACCUCCCCUCAAAACACUAAUCUCACUUCAUAGUUUCCCUAUUUUUUUCUCGCUCUGCCUAGUGUUUAACAAAAGAUUGUUCAAGAUUAUGUAAGGGGUCUGUUUUUCUAAGUCGGCCUUUUUCUUUUCUUUUUUUCUGGGAAUCAUGUAAUUGGUUGAUCUUCCUUUUUUUUUUUUUUAAACUUAAUGUAUUUGGUUGAUCUGCAGUUCGAAUUUGGGCCCAGAAACUAAUGUUGUAUUAUUCGGUCUAGUUUAUUAGUUGGUGGAGUGAGUGAUAUUGGUUUGAGUCAGAUGCAGGGCGGAAUGAUGUUUGCCAGGCUUGACGAUUCGCCCAUGUUUCGUCAGCAGAUCCAAGCUUUGGAGGAAGAUUCCGAAUUGUUGAGGGAUAAAUGUCUAAAGUUUUAUAAAGGAUGUCGAAAGUACACAGAAGGUCUUGGGGAAGCAUAUGAUAGAGACAUAGCUUUUGCCAGUUCUCUUGAAACCUUUGGAGGAGGGCACACUGAUCCUGUUGCUGUUUCAUUUGGAGGCCCUGAUAUGGUUAAAUUUGCUAUCGCCCUGAGAGAGAUUGGAACAUACAAAGAAGUUCUUCGAUCACAGGUAGAGCAAAUAUUAAAUGAUCGAUUACUACAUAUGGCUAGCAUUGAUCAUCAAGUCAAGGAAUCUCGGAAGCGUUUUGACAAAGCUGAUGUAGCUUAUGAUCAGGUCCGCGAGAAGUUCCUAUCAUUGAGGAAAAGUACAAGGAUGGAUAUAGCUGCAGCCAUUGAGGAGGAACUUUACUAUGCAAGGUCGGCUUUUGAGCAUACCCGCUUUAAUCUGGUUGGAGCUCUUUCUUCUGUUGAGGCCAAAAAGAAGUACGAAUUUUUGGAAGCUGUUAGCUUGACUAUGGAUGCUCAUCUUCAGUAUUUCAAACAGGGGUAUGAACUGUUGCAUCAGAUGGAGCCUUAUAUCAAUCAGGUCUUGGCCUAUGCACAAAGGUCUAGAGAAAGCUCCACACAUGAGCAGGCAGUUCUCAAUGGAAAAAUGCAAGAGUAUAGGAGAGAAGUCGAUCAAGAAAGCAGGCGGUCAUUCAAUGGUCCUCACAGUUCUUCAAAUGCUGAUGUCAUACAACAUUCUUCCAGAAGUUCUCAAAAAUUGAUAGAGGCAGUAAUGCAGUCUACUUCAGAAGGAAAGGUACAAACUAUAAAACAAGGGUAUCUCUCAAAGCGUUCAUCUAACUUAAGAGGUGACUGGAAGAGAAGAUUCUUUGUUCUAGAUAGCCGAGGAAUUCUGUACUAUUAUCGAACACAAAAGAGCAGGUCCUCUUUUCAGGGAUCUGCCAAUCCACUCUCUUCACAUAGAAGUUUUUCCACAGAACCAGGAGCAGCACACCGGAGUAGUUGGCUUUCUUCUCAUUAUCAUGGAGGUGUACAUGAUGAAAAACCUGUUGCACGUCGUACAGUGAACCUACUGACAUCAACAAUAAAAGCGGAUGCAGAGCAAUCGGAUCUGAGAUUUUGCUUCAGAAUAAUUUCACCUACAAAGAGUUAUACUUUGCAGGCAGAGAGCGCAGCAGAACAAAUGGACUGGAUAGAAAAAAUAACAGGAGUUAUUACCUCUUUGUUGAGUUCCCAGACACCUGAAAGGCAUUUCUCCGUGAGUCCCACUAUGAAAAGUAGGUCUAUAGGAAGUCCCACCAGUCAUGGUCAAAGGACGAUGGAGGAGUGCACAUCCGGGAGGGAUUUCAUUGCUAGGAGUUCCAUACGCCAAUCCAAAAGUGCAUCACACCUCCCCAGCAUGAAAACAGAGAAACCAGUUGAAGUACUGAAGAGGAUACCUGGGAACGAUAAAUGUGCUGAUUGUGGUGCUCCAGAACCAGAGUGGGCUUCUUUAAAUCUUGGUAUUCUUAUAUGCAUUGAAUGUUCUGGCAUUCACCGUAACCUUGGUGUACAUAUAUCAAAGGUAAGAUCCUUGACACUUGAUGUUAAAGUGUGGGAGCCUUCAGUCAUAACCCUAUUCCAGGCACUUGGUAAUGUGUUCGUGAAUUCUGUUUGGGAGGGUUUGUUGCAUCCAAGAAGAACUUUUCAGGCAGAUGAAAUACCAAUGCGGUUUUUGGAGUCCCAGAAACACAAACAGUUCUUUUGCAAACCCAGUGUCGAUGAUCAUAUUUCAGUGAAGGAGAAAUUCAUCCAUGCAAAGUAUGCAGAAAAACGUUUUGUUCACAAAGUGGCAGACAGUGGGCACUUGCUUUCUGUGGCACAACAGUUGGGGGAAGGUGUCCGUAAAAAUGACAAGAAAACUGUAUACCGACUAAUUGUUGUCUAUCAAGCAGAUGUUAAUUCAGUCUACACGCAAGCAUCAGUUGGCAGUGAUUGUUCAAGCUCUUUGAACCCACAAAGUGGAAGUGAAGACCAUUCCUCUGAUGAAUUUCUUGAUGGCUGUUCCCUGCUUCACCUAGCUUGCCAAACUGCUGAUAUUGGCAUGGUAGAGCUGCUUCUGCAGCAUGGUGCUAACAUAAAUGCUUGCGAUUCACGUGGUCAGAUCCCAUUACAUCAUAGUUUCUUAAGAGGAAGAACUGAAAUUGCCAAACUAUUACUUUCAAGGGGGGCUGACCCACAAGCUGUUGAUAAGGAAGGUAAGACUCCUUUCCACCUUGUCGAAGAAUCAGCCCUGGAUGAUGUGGAGAUUCUCGCUCUCCUGAAAGUCACAAUAGGAUAGCACCAGCACAAAGAUCUGAGGUAGACCACUUAGAAUUGCAUUAUCUUCAAAAAUGACGUUGGAGUUAUUUGGAAGUGCUAGAGCCUUCUCAAUCCUUAGCUUCAUUCUGCCAGAGAAAUAUUGAAAUAAGCAGGCUUUCUGACAUUAAUGAUUCAGAGAACUGGUGCUUUUCCUCCGCGGAGUUGUACCACAUUUCUAAAGCUACGAGAGACAGUUAGCUUGUGCUUCAGGCUUGUCGUUCCUACAAAAUGCAACAAUUUCAGCUUUAGUAAAAGAGUUUGAGGCCAUGCAUUAAGCUGCUUCAUCUGUAUUCCUCAUUAUUAGUUUUUUCCCCUUUGGUUUCUUUCGUUAUCCUAGUUCUGCAGCUCUUGAAGAAGUAGGCAGUGGAGCAGUUAUACAUGCAUUAUGAAUUGAUUUUGAUGGUUUGAACAGAAUAAGCUACCAUAUAAAGUGGGUGAAAUUUUUGUAUAGCAGCUUGCUGAUUGAGCUGAAGAAAUCGAGGAGACAUGCGAUACAUAGCUUGCUUGUAUUGCCAGGAGUAUUCAAUAUAGCUUACUGGUUAAUUUUCCAAGAUCAAGAGGUUGGUAAAUGAUAGUUUCAUUAUUCAUUUGUACCUAAAGCAAUUGAUGGGAAAUUGAGUAUAGUAUGUGCCUUGCCAUAAGAGCUGUAGUUUUAAUAUUUAAUCAUUAUUCUUUUUAA
Messenger RNA from Nicotiana attenuata, 3604 nucleotides. RefSeq names its product ADP-ribosylation factor GTPase-activating protein AGD3-like. Gene Ontology annotation, molecular function: protein binding; GTPase activator activity. Gene Ontology annotation, cellular component: cytoplasm. The coding region runs from base 503 to 2905 and encodes 800 amino acids. NCBI's taxonomy places the organism in Eukaryota, Viridiplantae, Streptophyta, Magnoliopsida, Solanales, Solanaceae. The transcript has 20 exons. The record is from RefSeq and is a predicted model, not a curated record.